GGGUAGGGCAGGGGUAGGGUAGGGGUAGAGGUAAAGAAGGGUAGAGUAGGGAUAGAGAAUAAGUGCACUUAUGUCACAACGAAGCUUGACCGGGUCCGCUAGUAUCAUAGAUACUAUAGAUACCUACUACAAACCACCGCAAAAAACAAUCACCAAACAAAACAAUGCCAACAGAAAACAGAUAAAUAAUAUGCACAAAAUAACCAAAUAUUAUCAAAUUUACGUUUAUUUCGGACUAUUAAUAUACCUAAUACCAAUUUAUAAGAUAUAUACAAAUGGGUUGACAAGUCUUUCCCUCCGUUUAUCCACCGGGGAUAUUAUAUCCACCGGCGUGCCCAUGCGCGGUGAGUGGAUAAAACGAGUGUGGGGGAUAAACGUUUUAUCCUCUCCCCGUGGAUAAAUUUCUCCCUUGCCCGUGCUAGCCCUGCUGUAGUGGUUAAUAAAAUAAACUGUCGAUAAAAGGGAGGAUGGUGUUAGUAAAAGUUACUAGGGCAACAUGAUCCAAGUUACGAGUGUAUAAUGAUGAUGAUGAUGAUAAUGAUAUGAGAAUAAUGUACCAAAAAUCAUCAACAUCAUUAUCAUCCCAUAUUCGGCUCACUACUGAGCUCGAGUCUCCACUCAGAAUGAGAGUGGUAUAGUACCGACAAUGGAUACAAGGAAUGAUAUAAAGAAAUAAAUACACAUUUCUGGAAAAACCCUAACAACAUCAGUUGUAUGAUUCACAAAUGAUCAAAUCAUAAUUUCUGAUAUCCAGAGAGAAUCUUAAUUUAUGUUAAUAAGUAUUAACAUACCAGUAAGAAAGCAAAACUCAAGGCUACAUGGCUAACUAAAGUUGGCCUAUAGCAGGAAGUUAUCUAUUUGAGCAGAGGUCUCAUCUCAACGUGGCGUUCUGCUCUUUAUGUAGUAGACUGAGAGCUGAUGGUAAUUUUUUAGGGUGUGAUAGAAUAGAUAGAAAGCUAUUGCUGCAGUAAAUAAAUAAAUUUAAUUAAUAUAAAGUUACCCAAAUUACUGUUAAUGAAUUUGAAGUUAAUUUUAAAGUCUUAUUUCUCGUAUUUUGGCGGAUCAAGCAGACUCGACAUUAUAUGGAACUCUAUGACCAAUAAAAGAGUACCUAAUGCAUCACAGAUACAGAGAGCAUGAGAACACGUGCUUUACUGCUGCGUCAAUCAACCCUAUUCGCUUAAACCUUAUAAAGAUUCAGGAAUUCACCGUACGAAUUGGUAAUAUUUAAUUUGUUACUUUCACAGUUAAGCUUAUAGUUUAAAAGUCACGUGUUUGUGGAUGUAGGCCUCAGACACGGUUUAAAUAUUAUUUUUGUAUAAUUAUUUGGUAGGUAUGGCUUAGAUUGUAAAGUACUUUUCACUCUACCCCCACACCCCAUUUUUUCAUAGCGGUUUUAGUUUUUUUGUAUGAAAGAAAUUUAUAUCUCAGAACAACAUUUCAAUUAGUUUUAUUCAAUGCCUCCUUGAUAUUUACCACUAGCUCUUGUCCCGUAGAUAGCUACAGGUUCCGCCAGUUACCCGCCAGCUACGGCGUAGCAAGCUUGUUGCUACGAAAACACACCGAUAGCGCGCUACGAAUAUUUUAUGAACUUUUGUUUUAUUCAUAAACAACUCUCUGAUAAACAAAUCAUCGUAUUCUAUUAAUUUGCUUCAGAAUCAAGUGUUCUUUUUAUGAAUUUGCUGAAAUAGUAGAGCACAUUUACAAAGAUGAGCUGCGAGGGCCGGUCCCGCGUGCCGCAGAACGACCUGCUCCUACAUGAGGCCGUCAUCAAGAACGAGCCCGAGGCCGUGCGCGAGGCCUUGAGGAGGCCCACUGAUGUCAACUGCAGGAACAAUUACGGACGCGCGCCAAUCCACUGGGCGGCUAGUCGCGGCAACGUGGAGAUCAUCAAACUGUUGAUUGCUGCCGAGUGCGACAUUGAGGCUGUCGACAAGUUUGGGAUGCGACCUCUGCUAAUGGCGGCAUGGCACGGGCACCUGGGCGCCGUGCAAACACUGGUGAAGGCGGGCGCCUGCCUCGCAGCUAUCAACAAGAAGCAUAACGACAUCCUGCAAUGUGCGGCAACACGUGGCUCCAAGGAAGUGGUCGCGUACGCUCUAUCGUUGGGCUCCAACGUGCAGGGCUACGACGCGGCGGGCGACUCGCCGUUGGCGUUGGCCGCCCGCGGUGGACACACGCCAGUGGUGGAGCUGUUGUUGGACCAGGGAGCAUACGUGGACGCCGUCAAUAAGAUUGGAAGAACAGCGCUCCACGUGGCCUGCGAGGGUGGACACUCUGAAACCGCUGCGCUCCUGGUAGCUAAAGGUGCUUCGCGAGAUGCGCGCGACAACUCUGGCCGCGCCCCGUUACACCAAGCCGCGGUGCACCGCCACACGGAACUAGUGAGAGUGCUCCUCGAAACGGGAUGCAAUGUUAACGCUACAGACAACAAUGGUGUGACUUCAUUACAAAUGGCUUGCGCUCAAGGCUGUCGUGGGAUCGUCGAGCACUUGUUAGCUUUUGGCGCUGAUGUACAUCUACAAAAUAAUGUCGGUUCUUCAGCCUUGCACGCAGCGUGCGCGGCUGAUGCUAAUGACAUCGUUGAACUAUUGUUGGCUCACGGGGCAGAUCCGGCUCUUACGGACCAGUGGUCGCAGUCGCCGCUGAGCGUGGCGGGAGGCGCGGCCGAAACCCCUCCCGAAGGCUUCAGGCGCGCUGCUCGAGGAUCCUUCUCCGCCAUCCUGGACCUACUGACAGCUACCACCAACCUCGACCACCAUCAGGAUCACUCAGGGCCGCCGUCUCCGCGUGUAGAGGAAAAAUCCGGCGGAGUUUCCCCGGCCGCCGCCGCCGCCGCCGCUAACGAAGGCGAAGGCGACAGUGAGCGGUGAUGGUCCGCGACCACUCUCCUCGACAGACUGGCACAGCGCGGCUUCGCGGCUGACACUCGCCUUGCUUUGCCUCCCACCGGUUGCGCUCGUUACAGAGAGCUGUGCUAUCGCGCCUCCCAGGCUCAUCUCCCCGCUCAGUGCGACAGUCGUCCGCGCGCCUGCGACUGUCGCAACUGCAGCUCGCGGCGCGCCUCAGACUGCGCCUGACGCGACGCGGCGCGGCUCUGCGACCGCCGACCUGUGCCCUCUGUCGCCGCCUUCGAUCGAUCGAUCUACAGCCUUCGCCAAGAUUUCCAAUAAUUUGAUUUUUAAAAACAUGAAAAAUAACCGUCUUCCAUGUGAUAUUAUUAUUGGGAAAGUUAUUUUUAUUUUAAACUUAAAUCUAUUUUAAUCUUAAACGCCUGAGACUUCUUAACCUCUUAAUUGAUUUUAAUUUUUUAGUACUUAAGUACAUACGAUAUAAUUCAUCAUAACUAAAAUAAAACCAAGAUUUUUCAAUAAAUAUACAUACCUAUUCUACUCAUGCAAUUUAUUUUGCUUUCUGAAAUUAGUGCGAUCAGUCUGACAGAUCGGGAUAAAAUCACUGAUCACACUAAUUUCAGAAAGCAAAAUAAGUUGAAAGCAAUGAUAUUUCAGGAUAUAUUACGUGUGCCACUUUUUAUCAAAUUAGUUCAGCGUAUGUUACGUAAUCUGUAUACGCUUUUCUAUUUAAUAAUAGAUCAUAAAUUAUGCUAAUAAUGUAUGGAAGUUGGUAACAAUUUAAAAAUCAGAUUAUUAUCAUUCCUAAUGAACGUACACUCGUAUAGCAUCUAUUUAUCGCAGCAUCCACAGCAAAUGUACAACUUUUUUGAUUAAAGAGGAUCAGUGUAAUUUUAUAGACAUAGACUACUAGCUUCAAUUUUAUAUAGACAGUACGCUUCUACCAUAUUUUCAAGAUACCUUUAGAUGUCACCUAUGAGUAAUUAUCCUUGCACACCUUUAUAAAUGGGCAAAUUAGAAUAUUAAAAUACGAAUGGGUCCAAUUUAAAGAUCCUAUGUAUGGAAACUCUAUUACGAGUUUGUACCCAAAGUUGUACAAAACCUUACCUUACAAAGGCUAUAAAGAUACGUUUUCUAUGCUGUAUAUAACUCACACAGCUACUGUCAAUAUCACCUACAGUUGUGAGCCUCUAAACUAUAAUCCUGUUUCAUACUGUGACUUAUCACUCUGUCGUUAUUUUCAAUUGAAAAGGGGUUUUUUUUAUGGAGCUCUUGGGUCACUGCUGUCAGUAAUGGUGUGAGUGAUGUCACAGAAUACCUGCAUAUUAUAAUUUUCUAAUUAUACUAUUAAAGAACCUAAGAACUCCAUACAAAAUCCCUUUACAAAAGAAAACCUUACCACAAUUUUAAAACAGAGUCCAUACAAACGAUCUAUUAGACUUUUAUACGAUGCAUUGGUUUAGUUGUUUAUUUGGGUUGCUAGCCUUUCCUGAAAAUUUCCCAUUUCGCUUUGUAAAUAGGAAUCAUCUACCUGUCCCAGUGCCUUACCUUUACUCUUCGAUCCUGCGAGAAACCUUUGGUGUUAAAUAGAUAGUUAAGAAUUUUUUAAUAAAAAUAUUUCAAAUAUUUACUGUAAUUUUGACUCAACUAAUUUGUAGACGCGUAAUUGGACACGCUUGUUUUACUAAUAAAGUAUUUUAAACAAAUACAUAAUUUUACCGUGUCAAAUUAAUUAAUCAUUAAUUGUCCGAUUAAAAUUUUAUUCUAGAUUAAGAUUUAAAGAAAUAACGUAAAAUUGACUUUACAUAAUAUAUUUUAUUAGUAAGUAUAGUUACUACAUUAAAAUUUUACGUAAACGCUAAAAAAAAGUCGAAACAUUAUAUUAGCUAUUUCAAUUGUCUUAGUAAGUUUAAACCGAAUCUUCUUAAAAGAUAAAUUACUAAACUUAAUUGUCAUAGUAGCUAUUUAUGGUCGAGAUCAGUGUUACAAUAAAUGUAAUAAUAAAUAAUAUUUACGAAAAUACGCGAGUGUAUAUUUAUAGACCUCUUAAUUUUUAAUCCUUAGAAGUAACUGUAUUUAUAUUGUAUACUAUUUAGAAUAAUUUCUAACGUGUGACCUAAUAUUUAGUUUGAGAAAGGAGACGGCCCAAAAAUGUCCGGAUCGAAGGACCAAAGUAACAUUUUAUGCAUUAUUUAAAAAAAAUGCUAGUGUGUUGCAUUAAGAUUACCGUUUGGAUUUUCUGAGCUGAUAAGCUUAAUCACAGCUCAUUAUUAAAUUCUGACACUAUUAUAUAGUUGUUAUUAUGAAUAAUUAUAGCAGAUUUUUACUCAUAUUAAAGAUAUUUAUUCACUGUUGCUAUAAUCCAAUAAAUGUUGACAGACUAAAAAAUAAAACAGAUACAUACGAGUAAUAAUAAUCGUAACACGUUAGUAUACAAAGAUGAUGAGAAAAUCUUUCCCAAAUAUACUAAGAGUAUAUGCAAUAAUGCAAUC
Messenger RNA from Bicyclus anynana (squinting bush brown), 5344 nucleotides. Its product is annotated as ankyrin repeat domain-containing protein 29-like. NCBI's taxonomy places the organism in Eukaryota, Metazoa, Arthropoda, Insecta, Lepidoptera, Nymphalidae. Gene Ontology annotation, molecular function: protein binding. The coding region runs from base 1710 to 2873 and encodes 387 amino acids. The transcript has 12 exons. The record is from RefSeq and is a predicted model, not a curated record.